Carcharodon carcharias (great white shark) is the source of this 870-nucleotide messenger RNA. It is a transcript of the gene cenpw, whose product is annotated as centromere protein W. The record is from RefSeq and is a predicted model, not a curated record. NCBI's taxonomy places the organism in Eukaryota, Metazoa, Chordata, Chondrichthyes, Lamniformes, Lamnidae. The transcript has 3 exons. The coding region runs from base 89 to 322 and encodes 77 amino acids. Gene Ontology annotation, biological process: mitotic cell cycle; kinetochore assembly; chromosome segregation. Gene Ontology annotation, cellular component: kinetochore; nucleoplasm. Gene Ontology annotation, molecular function: DNA binding; protein heterodimerization activity.
GGGCUUGAUCUGGUAGUGACUGGCGGUUGGUUGUUUUGGCGGCGGCCGCCGAGAUUUGAAGGCGCGCGGAGGUUCGGAGCCGAUAGCGAUGGUCAAGCGCGCGGUGCCGCGGAGGAGCCUCCAGUCAGUGCUGAAAAAACACAAACCGCAUUUGCGGCUCAGCAAGGAUAUCCACAUCAUGGUACAUUUGAACUGUCUCUUGUUCCUUCAUCGUUUGGCUGUGGAGGCUCGGACUAAAGCUGUUGAAUCAAAAAGUUCUACUAUUCAACCAAACCAUGUCAAGGAAGUGGCAAAGGCUGUUCUGAAGAAGAGCAGAGGCUGAAGAGAAACAAUACAUAAGUUAUCAGCACUAUUUUCUGUAUUUGAUGAGCUAUUGUUAACUGAAAUAUUGAGUUGUAUGUAAUCAAGGAAAGGAAAAUCAUUUUCUUUGGAGACAAUUGUUUUUGUCUCAGCUUCUUACUAAAAUAAUUCUAUUUUUGUCAUUCUUUCACUUUACUAUGACAUGACAACUUCUUUUGUGCUGUUCUACAACAUAUUACUACUUUUACAAAAAUAGAAUACUUGUGUUUUAUACCCUGGGCAAAUGAAUAAUUCCAAUUUCAGGCGCAGAAUCUUCUUGACAGAGUUGUUGGAUUCGUGUUGCUUUCGAUAUACUAUAUCACAUAAUGAAUAAAUGAUUAAAAUAUCAGAGCUUGAAAGCAAAAUACUUUGGAUGCUAGAAAUCUCAAAUAAAAACAGAAAAUGCUGAAAAAACUCAGCAGAUCUGGCAGCAUCUGUGGAGACAGUUAAUAUUUUGAGUCCUCCUUCAUAGCUUCUUAAAAGAUCAGUUUUAACUUGGCUGUAAAUAAAGUUUGUUUUGCAUAAAAUACA